AUAACCGUUUUUUAUUGGUGGAGACCAUAGAAUACUCACGAUAUAACCUGGUGGAGACCAUUUAAACUCGAAUAUAAACUGGUGGAGACCAUUAAAACUCUGGAAUUUUUUUGAUUAUGAUGAUUCAAUGAUAUAACUUUUUUAUUUUUGUGGGAUAACCUGGCAGUUUGUGAGUUUAAUAACUCCGCCAACACACUUCAAAGUUAAAAAAAAAAAAAAAAAAAAAAAAAAAAUAUUAAUAACAAAUUUACAAUAUUUAAUAGAAAAUUAAAUAAUUAUUUAACUGCAAUAUUAACUUUUUAAUAAGAAACUAAAUAACAAUAGUUUUACAUAGUUAUUAAUAGUCAUUAAAAAGAAUUUGUUUCUGAUACAAGCAGCAACAAUGACAAGUGAUUUAUGAAAUAAAAAUAUAAUUGUGCAAUUUAUUAAAUAAUUAUUAACAUGGAAAGUGCAAUAUCUACAUCCUUUAACUGUGAAUUAUGUCACAAAAAUUUUACACAAAAAUCUUCUCUUAAUCGUCACGUAAGGGAACAACAUUUACAACCAGGUUUAUACCAGUGCAAUCAAUGUGGUUUAAGAUUUUCCAAAAAAUACAAUCUACAAAUGCAUAUUAAAAACAUCCAUACAAAAUCUCUGCAAAAAACUACUCAAUACUUUAAAAGUUCACAUGGUAAACACAACAGAAAGCAACCUGUUAGUAUAGAAUCAAUUAAAUCUUCUAAAGCUCAAGAGGAAGAGGCACUAGAACAAGAUGUUCAAACUGUAGCAGAAACAGUUUUAAAGGAAUUAAAACAAUUACAAAAUGAUAUACAACCAAUGAAAGCUAAUGAAGAAAAUUUAACAACUCCAACAGACACUGGAAUAGGUAUAAUAAGCAAUAUUGUUGUUAAAGAUAAUUUAUAUCCCUCAGGUCAAUUUAAAAAAUUAAACGUACAAACUAUUACGCGUUUGGAUGGGUUAACCUAUUUAAUUUGUGAAUUCUGUAAAAAAGAAUUUAAAAAAUCUUAUAAUUUUUUAAGACAUCUAAGAAUUCAUACUAAAAUACGACCUUUUAUAUGCGUUUUAUGUAAAAAAACAUUUCCCACUACGGCACAGUUAAAAAACCAUUGUUCCAUUCAUCGUUUACAUGAAAGUUUUGGAUUAGUAAGGAAAUUUUAUCAAUGUCCAAAGUGUAAAGAAGGUUUUAGUGCUAGACAACAAUUCGAUAAACAUUUAAGCUGCUCAUUAGACUGUGGCCAGUUAACAUUCAAAUGUCCACAAUGUUGGAAAACUUUUAAAACUCUAAAAACACUAUUAAGCCAUAAGCAUAGCGAAAGGGAUAAUGAAAUAGAUUUACUCAAGAAAAUAUUACCCGCACCUGAGCCGGUCUCUGGAAAAUAUGACUGCAAUUUGUGUGGUUUAGCAUGUAGCAGUGAAAUUGUAUUAAAACAACAUGUAAACAGGCAUGCAAAUCUAUUUAAAUAUCAAUGCUUGGAAUGUCAACAAACAUAUGCCACUCAAGUGGCAUUAAGAAUACACACUAAUAAAACUCAUUUCAAGAAUACAAAUUUCAAAUGUCUUUACUGUAGCAAAAUAUUGAAAACAAAACAAAAUUGUCGCCAACAUAUGAUAACACAUUUGAAAUUGUUAAUAAAUACUAAGGAGCAAAAUGAAAACUUGUUAAAAUAUCCCAUAUUUAUAGAAAAUGAAGAAACACAAGCCGAACAAAUGAUUUUAAUAAAAACCCAAAAACCAAAGAUUUCAGAAAUAGAUACGAAACUUCUUCACGCAAAAGAAGAAUUCAAAUAUAAAUGUUCUAAAUGUGAUAAAACAUUUCGUUAUAAUGCCUGGUUGAAAAAACAUUUCAACUAUAAACACUGCACAGAAAAGCCCUAUGAAUGUGAAACCUGUAGGCGCAAGUUUCGCGCAAAACAAUCUUUAAAAAAUCAUCAGUUGGUGCAUGCUACACAACGUGUAAAACUUACUUGUCAAGUGUGUGGUCGUUUAUAUGCCUCAAAUAAAUCUUUAAAAUUACAUUUGAGAAUUCAUACACAAGAAAAACCCUUCGAAUGCAAUAAAUGUUCCAAACAGUUUCGUACUUCUGGUCAUUUGAUACAACAUUGCAAAUCAAAUCACAAGGAAUAA
Lucilia cuprina (Australian sheep blowfly) is the source of this 2124-nucleotide messenger RNA. Its product is annotated as zinc finger protein 658B-like. NCBI's taxonomy places the organism in Eukaryota, Metazoa, Arthropoda, Insecta, Diptera, Calliphoridae. The transcript has 4 exons. The record is from RefSeq and is a predicted model, not a curated record. The coding region runs from base 442 to 2124 and encodes 560 amino acids. Gene Ontology annotation, molecular function: chromatin insulator sequence binding; RNA polymerase II transcription regulatory region sequence-specific DNA binding; DNA-binding transcription factor activity, RNA polymerase II-specific. Gene Ontology annotation, cellular component: chromosome; nucleus. Gene Ontology annotation, biological process: regulation of transcription by RNA polymerase II.